Messenger RNA from Polychytrium aggregatum, 4275 nucleotides. RefSeq lists its product as uncharacterized. The record is from RefSeq and is a predicted model, not a curated record. The transcript has 2 exons. Bases 1 to 4275 code for a protein of 1424 amino acids. Gene Ontology annotation, molecular function: protein binding. NCBI's taxonomy places the organism in Eukaryota, Fungi, Chytridiomycota, Chytridiomycetes, Polychytriales.
AUGGACGUCUUGCACCGCGGCGCUGGCCCGACCGAGCCGCAACUCAGUGCCCAGCACAAUAGCCCCACAGCAUUUGCUUGCAAUGUCCAUGGUGCUCGCCACGAUGUCUUCAUUGCCUCUGGAUGUGGGACCGACGCUUCGUCCGCAAAGGAAAUCGAACGCUUGCUUAUUUCUACGGCCUCUCGUCGCUUCAGUCGUCAGCCCCUGACCUUCCUCACCCCUGAGUGUGUUUCUAUCCAUGAAUCUCAACCAAACGCCUGGAUCGACGCCCUGUCCAGAUGCCAGUGCAUCGUCAUUCUUCUCAGUUUGGAGGCCAUUACGAUCAUGAAGGAGAAGGCCGUAAUCGGUACUGACGACAAAUUCCUCCAUCUCAUCAAGACUGUCACUGACCUCAAGAGCGAAAACAAAGAGCUGUCGCUCAUUCUCCUGACCGUUGACUGUGUCAAUUUCGAUAUCAGUCAACCAGCACAUACAGAGCUGAAGCUCCAACCCCUUCUGGAUGCCACCAACCCUUUGCACGACCAGCUCGGGGCUGUCUUUCAUGCCCUCGGCCAAGUCGAAAGACUCAGAUACCGCCGCGAUCGACCCCACCGUGCUAUCUACUUCAUCUCCAAGAUCUUUGGCUGUAUCAAUCCGGAUCCAGAAACCAGCCGAAGCCUCUAUCUAGAACAUUGCAGCGACUGCUCUCUCCGGGUCGAGAUAUCCAACCUCGAUGAGCUCUUGAAGCGAAUCACCCGGACCGGCCGCGCAAUCGUUUCUGGCAAUAGUGGCAUGGGGAAGACGGUUUUGGUUCGACAAUUCCUGCACCUCCUGAUGGGCACACUCCUCACCCACAACCGCUCCGAACUUUAUGACUUCAAACAGUCAACGGGCUGCACGAGCCCGCAAUACUCCCGACUCUUCUGGAUCCGCUGUGCGACCGAAUGGACGGCCCUCGAUUCCCUGGUCGCCAUAUUCCCAAAAGUGGACCCGAAAACGGUCAAGGAAUACGCCUCCCGCUUCUUUGCUGAAAACAAGUCCUAUCUCCUCAUCCUCGACGACGUCAACGAUAUGUCUGUGCUGGAUUCGCUCUUUCAGGGAGCGGCCGUUGCUGGUUUCGGUGGUGAUGUCGUUGCAACGACCGAGCGAACGGCCGAAAGUGAUGACUCCUUCCUGACGGAUCUGGGCAACAAGCUCAGUGAUACUCGGCAGACCAUCAUCCCCCUCCAGCCUUGGUCUCUGUGGGCGUCGCUGCAGUAUGUGUUUAACCUCACCUACUUGGCGGAAAUCAUGUACAAAACACAAGGCUGGCGACCCCCCGCGAUGCGCAUCGUUGAGUACAUCAACGGCCACCCUCUUGCUGCCCAGGUUCUUCCACUUGUGUGGAACUAUCAUGGAUUUUCGAUUGAGGAGCUCGAGGCAGACUUUGCCAAGACCCUGGCGGAGCAUGAUCCGCAGGACCCGAUUCCUUCGUCGCUCAAGACCAUCGUCAACAUGUCCAUGGCCGCCUUCAUGAAGAAAGGCGACGAAGGUGUUGCAGCCUGUCGCCUAUUUGGAGCUCUUUGCUUGGUCGGUCCUGAUGCGAUUCCCUCUCUUUUGACCGAGGAAAUCAUAAAGACAGUGGACAUAUCGUCCGAUGGAUCGAGUCUGAUCCAAGUCAUCUCUUCCAAUGGACUGUUGAAACUUACAAUGAGCAACCAUUGCUUCAUCCAUGAUGCUAUCGGAGCUCUCGUGUGGCGCUUCAUCGACGAACAUCCAGAAAUCGAUGGUGAAGCAAUCAGGGGUGCCACCGGUCGCGCCCUCCUCUCCCUCUCCAAUGCGGCGAUUGCACUGGGGAACGAAACCAAAGACCCCUCCGCCUCCUGCCCUUACGAUCCUCCCCAUGUUUCGCCCCUAGUGGAUUACAGAGGGACCGUCUGGAGCAAGCAGCUGGAUUUCUUUGCCGAGAGCGACCAUGGAGACGCCUACGGACAGGUUUUGCAUUAUCAGAUCGAGCUCAGCGCGGCCCAGCUGGCUCAGGCGAGGAUGCAGUUCUCCAAAGCCAUUUACUUUUAUCAGGCGUCGCUCAAGCGUGCUCUUCGCACCCAUGGCACAAAAGAACACAUCGAUAUUGCUACGAUAUACCACUCGCUUGGAGAUAUUGCAAGAUUCGAGGGGCGCAUUGCCUCCGCCCAAGAAUAUUACAUCGAAGCUUGCGCAAUAGCAGAAAGAGUCCAUCAAACCCGCAGAGACCCGUCUAUUGCCCUCAUGUUGCAUCGCCUCGGAGCAAUCGCUGCCUCCCAAGAUCGCCUGGAUGAUGCCUUGCCACUCCUUCAAGAAUCUCUUGAUCUCACUACCGAACUGCUUGGAACCCGAAGAGAUCAGAGCGUCGCACACUUGCUUGCCCACAUCGGCAACAUCAACUUUUCGCAAGGACAAUACAGCGAUGCCUUCCGCCACCUCCGAGAGGCGCGGGAUAUCGCCGUCGAGUUUGACCCUGUAGGACGCACGGCCGAGGUUCGAGAGAUUGUCAAGAUGCUUGCAAGCGCCGCAGACCGUUUGGAUUGGGUCGAUGAAGCUUGCAAGCACCAUCUCGAGCUCUUGAACAUGUUCACAAUCAUUCAUCACACAUACGAUCACCCUGAUUGUGCUGACACUCUUGAAGACGUCUCCAGGACGUUCGACCGUAAGGGAGACUUGCAUCAGGCCAUCGAUAAGCUUGAAAUGGCCUUGCGAGUCCGUCUGAAGAUUCAUGUCGGAACGGACGAUCCUGCGGUCGUCAAGACCCAGAGAAAGCUCGACGAGCUGAAGAAGCGCGAACGAGACGCCAAGUUCGCUCAGCAGCGCGAUCUUUACUAUCGUGUGUAUUCCGAUGCCGUGAAGGCCUGCGAUGCUGGCAAUCACGGGGCUGCAGUCGUAAAUUUCGGCUUUUCGCUCGAACAGUGCCAGAACGCACAUGGCUCCGCGAAGCACCUCGAUGCUGGGCAAAUGUCAUACAUGAUGGCUUUGGCAAUGCUCGAUCUUGGUCAGUCAGAAAAGUCGCUGACACAUUUCCAAGAUGCAAUCGACACUCUGGAAGAGGUGUGUGGAACUCGUGAAAGACAAGACAUUGCCAUCAUAUACGGAUUCAUGGGUACAGCGGCGGCAAGCCUGUCGCUUCGCAAAGACGUGAUGCGAUACUUCAGCGAGGCCCUCGAGAUGUUCAUUCGGUCCCCUCCCGGAAGCGACUGUUUCUUUAGCUCGAGCGCUCUCAUCAAGUCCGGCGACCUGUAUGGAAGCGUGAUCCGCACUGUGUCGCCCGAUCCAUCCCCCGAUGCUGUCGACGUCGGGAUGCAUAUUCACCCCAAGAAGGAGCCAUUGAGUGUUGCAUCCUCUCUGGCCGGAAUGGCGUCGGUAGCGGCCCUCAAGGGAAAGUUCCAAAUUGCAUAUGAUCUUUCCAAACAAGUGCUCUCUAUCCUCAUCACGGCGCAAGCUCCUGCCCUGCUGAUUGCGAGAGCACAUCACAAUAUGGGAAUCGUGCUGCGAUGCCUUGACCACAGAGGCGAUGCAUGGGAGCAACUGCAGCAAGCUCGGGAUAUCUAUGUUGGCCUGCAUGGCACAAGCGAUCAUCGGGAUAUUGCUCAGGUUCUGCACGAAUUCGGCUGGCUUUUCCACGUCGCUGGCGAUUUCGAUCGGGCUCUAUCGAGCCACCAAGAAGCCCUCGCCAUCAUUGACAGAACCAUGGCAAGUCAGGCAGGUGAAGAUGCUGCCGAUUUUCUGCGUGGGUGUGGCGAAAGCUCUCUCAAACUCGGACACCUCGACGAAGCCGCAGCAUACCUGAACGAAUCCCACGAGACUUUCACCGGCCUCUCGGACCUGAAGCUGAGUCUCGGGGGCUCAUACACGCUCUGCGCCCUCGGUGACCUGAAGCGCACGCAGGGUCAGAUCGAUGAUGCUACACGAUUGUAUGCGAACUCGAUGGCCCAGGCUCAGGGGCUGAUUGAAUCCCGCACGCAUCCCCUCAUCGCAAGAUGCUUGAGUGGGCUCGCCGAGAUCGAUAUCUCAAGCCUCCGCUAUCGCAAAGCACAAGGGCAUCUCGAGGAAGCCGUGUCUAUAUUGUGUGCCUCAGUUCCUAAUCAUCCCGACACAGAGUCAGCCAAGUCACAGCUCGAGGAAAUCCAGGUGGAGCUGGGCCGAAGCGAGACGGUCUCGUCUCUCGAUGGAGGAGCCGACGAAGCCGGUGGCUCAAAGGCCGAUAACGAGCCACCACAUGUCCAUGUCGUGGGCAGCAACAAAUCUCUGCAGACGGACCAGGAAUCCGCCGAAGGGGGGCUUUAA